AUGCGAGUUAGCGUCGGAUACGUCAACAAAGUCGUACAGUUUUACGAAAACAACAACUCAUCGCUGGCUGCGCCACGGACAACACCGGUGCGAAAUAAAAUGUCAGGUGAUGUUGUUGAAUAUUUGGAGUCUGAGAAAUUAUGCAAACCUAGUAUGUAUACUAGUGAACUUCAACAGCGUUUGUUACUAGAUGGAGUUUCUCCUCCUGGUCAAUUACCAUCCACCUCUGCAAUAAAAAAGUGCAUUCGGGAAGACUGCAGAAUGACAAAGAAAAAGGUUUCCCAAGUGCCUAAAGAAUCAUUGUCAGAAGAACAUACUGAAUACACCGAUUUUUAUCUUGAUCAAAUUGCACAUCACGACUAUACAAAACUUCAUUUUUUUGACGAAUGUAGUGUAAUUGUAAAUUCGGGAAAUCGCGUGUAUGGCAAUUCCUACAUUGGCAAACCAGCGAUUGAAAUUCAGCAAUACGCAUCGAACGCUAAUUAUACACUCAACUUGCUUCACUCUGCAAACGGAGUGGAUUACUUUGAUGUUUUGAGAGGCCCAUCUAAUGGCAUGGAGCUUCUGAAUUUCUUCAAUGAAGCUCUGUCAAUAAAUAGGGUAGAUGGUUCGACAAUUCUGGAGAAUGGUGACGUAGUUAUAAUGGACAACGGCGGGUUCCAUCACGGACAUUUUACAGAAGCAGUAUUACGUGACAUUCUUAAUGAACAUGGUGUUCACCUGCUUUUCCAGCCCGCUUACUCUCCCCAUCUAAACACUUGCGAGUUUUGCUUUCACCCAGUAAAGUGCUAUCUGAAACAAAAUUCAUCUUUAACGGCUGAUGAAACUGAAAUAGUGAUAGGCGAAGCUGUGUCAAAGACAAGCCCAGCAAAUUCUAUCGCAUACUUUCGAAAAUGCGGCUACGUCUGA
Molecule: messenger RNA, 909 nt
Organism: Pocillopora damicornis (cauliflower coral)
Lineage: Eukaryota; Metazoa; Cnidaria; Anthozoa; Scleractinia; Pocilloporidae
Product: paired box protein Pax-8-like
Biological process (GO): regulation of transcription by RNA polymerase II; anatomical structure development
Molecular function (GO): DNA-binding transcription factor activity, RNA polymerase II-specific; RNA polymerase II cis-regulatory region sequence-specific DNA binding
Source: RefSeq, a predicted model, not a curated record